UAUUGAAUUUAUUCAUCAUUGUAUUGGAUAUUUCAAAAGAAGAUGCUGAACAAAGGAUUACCGGCGGCUUGCCUCACGCUCUUUCUUUGCCUGCUUGUCAUAGUCCACAAUGUGAAGGCAGACGUGAGCUAUUCUGUGCUGGAGGAGAUGAAACGAGGAUAUGUUAUCGGAAACAUUGGAAAAGAUCUUGGACUGAAUGUGAAUGAAUUAUUUGCUAGGAAGGCUCGAAUUGACGCUGAAGGUAAUCGCAAACGUUUCUGCAAUAUCAAUGUGGGUACUGGAGAUUUGACCGUCGCCGAAAUGAUGGACAGAGAGAACCUCUGCAGGGAAAAACUCUCAUGUGUUUUGAAAUUCGAGCUGGUGCUAGAAAAUCCUUUGGAGCUUCAUAAAAUUACGCUGCAUAUUCAGGAUAUCAACGACAACUUACCGGUCUUUCCCAAAGACAUUAUUAAAUUAGAGAUCAGGGAAUCUGCAGAUAAGGGUGCUCGUUUUCGCAUGAUUGAGGCACACGAUGCCGAUAUAGGACAAAACGCAGUGCAGAAUUAUAUGUUAGAAAGGAAUGAUUAUUUCAUAUUGGCUGUUUCUCCAAACAAUGAUGGGGGGAAGAAUCUUGAAUUAGUUUUGGAUAAAGAGCUAGACCGUGAGAGACAGCAGGAGCUAACUUUAAUUCUCACUGCCAGUGAUGGUGGCAUUCCACCGAGAUCAGGCAGUGUGCAGAUACACGUCACUGUACUGGAUGCGAAUGACAAUGCUCCAGUGUUUACCGAGGAGGUUUAUCGAGCUACUCUGCCUGAGAACUCACCAAUAGGUACAUUAGUGAUAAAAGUUAGUGCAACUGAUUUAGAUGAAGGAAUAAAUGGAGAAGUGACGUAUGAGUUCAGUCGAGCAUCUUCUUUGGCGAAAACUGCGUUUACACUGGAUUCUAAUACUGGUGAUAUUACAGUUAGUGGACCAAUAGAUUUUGAAGAAGAAUCUAUUUAUGAGAUGCGUGUUGAAGGGAAAGAUGGAUUUGGCCUGUCCACGGGCACAAAAGUAAUUAUUGAGCUUACAGAUGUGAAUGAUAACACACCAGAAAUAUUUCUGAAAUCCCUGAAUAGCCAUAUUCCGGAGAACGCACCGCCCGGCACAGAAAUUGGCAUCAUUAAUGUGCAAGAUAGAGAUUCCGAGAGUAACGGAGAGGUCCACUGCGUCAUUGGGUCAAAUAUGCCAUUUAAACUUGUCCCAUCUAUUAAAAAUAUUAUUCCCUUGUGACCACCGGUGAACUAGACCGUGAAGUGAUAUUUGAUUAUAACAUCACCAUCACUGCUACUGAUGAAGGUACUCCGUCUCUGUCAUCCUCGAAAACAGUCCACUUAACGGUGGCUGAUGUUAACGACAA
This is a messenger RNA of Alosa alosa (allis shad), 1378 nucleotides long. RefSeq names its product protocadherin gamma-B7-like. Gene Ontology annotation, molecular function: calcium ion binding. The coding region runs from base 43 to 1251 and encodes 402 amino acids. The transcript has a single exon. Gene Ontology annotation, cellular component: plasma membrane. Gene Ontology annotation, biological process: homophilic cell-cell adhesion. Lineage: Eukaryota; Metazoa; Chordata; Actinopteri; Clupeiformes; Clupeidae. The record is from RefSeq and is a predicted model, not a curated record.